UGGUUGCGGUCCUAGUGGAUCCGGGUGGGUGAGCGCAGGCGGUCGCGAAGGUUCCAGCUUUUCAGGGAGAGAUGAGGUGCCGCAGGUGUUCAGGCCCAGUCUGAGGCCGCAGGAUUGUCUUUUCAUUGUUCUCCAUGCUCCGGUUUUUGCCUCUCUAUCUAGCACCCACACUGCCACCAUGUGUUGACAUAUUAGCUUGAUCCAGCCACUGUCUUCGUUGUAUGAUUAGUAAAAUGCUUUCCUAAACCGUAAAAAGUUGAAGAUGUCUAGACAGAAUUUAGUGGCUUUGACAGUGACCACCCUUCUGGGAGUGGCUGUGGGGGGAUUUGUCCUAUGGAAAGGCAUCCAGCGACGCAGGAGUAAGACAAGUGGUGUGACCCAGGCGCAGCAGCAGCAGCAGCAGCAGCAGCAGCAGCAGCAGCAAGAGCAAGUGACACCAAGGAGAGAGCAGCCCCCUUCAGAAGAGCACCAGCUGCCCUCUGGUGUUCCCAGAGCCUCCUGGGAGGAAAGAAUUCUCCAUGCAGAUGUGGUGACAGUGUCUCAGGAGGCAGAGUGGGAUCAGAUUGAGCCCUUGCUCAGGAGCGAGUUAGAAGAAUUUCCAGUACUUGGCAUCGACUGUGAGUGGGUGAAUCUGGAAGGCAAAGCUAGUCCUCUGUCACUCUUACAGAUGGCCUCACCAAGUGGCCUGUGUGUGUUGGUUCGCUUGCCCAAGCUGAUCUGUGGAGGUAAAACACUACCAAGAACGUUAUUGGACAUUUUGGCAGAUGGCACCAUUUUAAAAGUUGGAGUGGGAUGUUCAGAAGAUGCCAGCAAACUUCUGCAGGAUUAUGGCCUCAUUGUUCGAGGGUGCCUGGACCUCCGCUAUCUGGCCAUACGGCAAAGGAAAAAUUUGCUGUGUAAUGGACUUAGCCUGAAAUCACUUGCUGAAACAGUUUUGAACUUUCCCCUUGACAAGUCCCUUCUACUUCGUUGCAGCAACUGGGAUGCUGAGAAUCUUUCAAAGGAUCAGGUAACAUAUGCAGCCAGGGAUGCCCAGAUUUCCGUGGCUCUCUUUCUCCAUCUUCUUGGACACCCUUUCUCUAGGAAUUUACCUGUGGAAGAAAAUGAUGACCGCAUUGGCUGGAGAAAAGUCUUGGAGAAAUGCCAGGAUGUGGUAGACAUCCCAUUUCGAAGCAAAGGAAUUAGCAGAUCGGGAGAAGAGGUUAAUGGGGAAGCAACAGAAUGUCAGCAGAAGCCAAGAAAUAAAAAGUCUAAGGUCAAUGGAAUGGUGCCAGGCAACCACCAAGGAAGAGACCCCAGGAAACACAGAAGAAAGCCCCUGGGGGUGGGCUAUUCUGCCAGAAAAUCACCUCUUUAUGAUAACUGCUUUCUCCAUGCUCCAGAUGGACAGCCCCUCUGCACUUGUGACCGAAGAAAAGCUCAAUGGUAUCUGGACAAAGGCAUUGGAGAGCUGGUGAGUGAAGAGCCUUUUGUGGUCAAGCUACAGUUUGAACCUGCAGGAAGACCUGAAUCCCCAGGAGACUAUUACUUGAUGGUUAAAGAGAACCUGUGUGUCGUGUGUGGCAAGACAGACUCUUAUAUUCGGAAGAACGUGAUUCCACAUGAGUACCGGAAACACUUCCCAAUUGAGAUGAAGGAUCACAACUCCCAUGAUGUGCUCCUGCUCUGCACUUCCUGCCACGCCAUUUCCAACUACUAUGAUAACCAUCUGAAGCAGCAGCUGGCCAAAGAGUUCCAGGCCCCCAUUGGCUCUGAGGAGGGCUUGCGCCUGCUGGAGGAUCCUGAGCGCAGGCAGGUGCGUUCUGGGGCCAGAGCCCUGCUCACGGCGGAGAGCCUGCCUGCUCAUCGAAAGGAGGAGCUUCUGCAGGCACUCAGGGAGUUUUAUGACACUGACACCAUCACAGAUGACAUGCUUCAAGAGGCUGCCAGCCUGGAAACCAGGAUUUCCAAUGAAAACUACGUUCCUCACGGGCUGAAGGUGGUGCAGUGUCACAUCCAGGGUGGGCUGCGAUCCCUCAUGCAGCUGGAGAGCCGCUGGCGCCAGCACUUCCUGGACUCCAUGCAGCCCAAGCACCUGCCCCAGCAGUGGUCAGUGGACCACAACCAUCAGAAGCUGCUCCGCAAAUUCGGGGAGGAUCUUCCCAUCAAACUGUCAUGAUAGCUGCUUCCCGUCCAGGUCAGGACAGCUGGGAAGCUGGAGCCAAGGUGGAAAAGUCAUCUGUUCUUGUUUUAAGACAUAUUUAAUUGUCAAUGCCUGGAUGGCAACUCAGAACACUAACUUGUACUAAACCCGGGUGCUUCUGAUGGAGCAAGGCUGUUGUUUGAAGGGGGAGCUGGUGGUUUUGAAUUUUAAUUGAGCAGAGACAGUAUUUUUUUGUUUGUUUUUCCAUCAUCAUCUUUUACUUUUGUGGACCAGAGAGGUUUGACUUCUAUUUUUAUUCUCCCUCUUCUGAUUUCACUGUAAAGAGACAAAAUGAAGACUUCUCCCUGAAGUGACUCAUUAAGGCUUUCAGAAAAUGUUUGUAGUAUGUUUCUUCCCUGUCCACCAUGCUAAUUACCUCUAGCAGGGACUGUCCAGGGUGUCAGUCCUGUCAGGUUAGGAGGGAGAAAAACUUUUUUCAGAGGCUGGAGAAAUAACCAAGGAGUCAGAUUCAUUUUCCCUCUUCAACUUCAUAAGUCCAGUUUCUUCUGCUCUCCCAUAAUUUAUCUGGUUGGAAUCCAUCCCAUCUGUGUUGCUUUGGUUUAUUUCACAUACUGGAAAAUGCUUCCCUUUACACAUCUGUGUCCAAAGCAGCAGCUUCCUGUCAUGUACUUCCACCCUAACACUGAGGGAGCCCUUUUCUGUAAAUAGGCCUUCAGCCUGGGUGGGACAGAGAGAAGCAGACACACACUCUUCCAGGAGACUUUGGAACUUUGUUUAGCUUUUCCUCAUGCUCUUUGUGCCUGCUCACUGCACUCCCCUUGCCCAGGGCUGGAAGGUUUUUAGUUUAAUCUCUUUCUGAAGAGGAGAUUACCUUUGCUCAAAAUCAGUGUCAGCUCCUUCAGUGUUCCAUGUUCCAUCAGAUUGGCGAUACUGACCCAUUUUCAGCACUUAGUUCACUUUUAGAGUCAUUCGGUCAGUUUCCAGUGUGAGGAUUUCUCCGUCUCCUCUGAAGCCCAGGACACCAAGAUGAAUUAAUAUAUUAGAUGUUCAAAAGGGUGAUGUUUCAUCUUUCAUAAAGAUAGGCUAUACUUUGAGUAUGAAAUCAGUUUAUUAGUGAUUCGUGUUUUUUCUAAACUUUUGGGAAAACUUUCGUAUUCUACAAGAUCUUAAUAAGUUUGAAAAGAAUUUUAUGGCCAGAAUCCAACAAAAGCUGUAAUUUGGAUUUGUGCCCAAGUUGGUGAUAAUUGAUCUGACAUUGAUGAAUAAAACUGCUAAGCACAAGGUUCA
Ictidomys tridecemlineatus (thirteen-lined ground squirrel) is the source of this 3430-nucleotide messenger RNA. It is a transcript of the gene Exd2, whose product is annotated as exonuclease 3'-5' domain containing 2. Gene Ontology annotation, biological process: nucleobase-containing compound metabolic process. Gene Ontology annotation, molecular function: 3'-5' exonuclease activity; nucleic acid binding. Gene Ontology annotation, cellular component: cytoplasm; nucleus. The record is from RefSeq and is a predicted model, not a curated record. NCBI's taxonomy places the organism in Eukaryota, Metazoa, Chordata, Mammalia, Rodentia, Sciuridae.